CUGUCACUCCUCCCAGCCCGAGGUCCUCGGUGAGAGACUCCAGCGUGGAUUUUAAUUGCCUCAAUCAGCAGUGUUCCUCCCCAACUGUCAAUCAAAACCUGGACGGCGAGAGCAUCGACCCGGCGCUUGGCCACACGGAAGUCGUGCUUCCUGGGGCCGAGGCGGCCCCAUCGGCUGGCACUGGGUCUCCCGAGGAAGGGUGCCUUUCGCCCGCUGUGCCCUCCCCAAGCCCUUGAACUGUUCCGAUUCACGCCGGACGGCUCGGCUCUUGAGGGCUCCGCGACCUCGGCAUCGGCUCGGACCAAGGCGGUCCGGGAUCCGCACUUCCUUUCCUCAGCCGAAGCCAGACCUCAGACAAUAAGUACGCCCAUCGAAGCUCGCGUGGAAUUCGUCUGUGUCACCCUUCCCACCUCGCCGAGGUCUCCCAGGCCCGCCCCUCGCCGAAGCCAGCCUCCGCCGGCGCGGCAGCACCCUGGACAGCGCCUGGCCGGGGAGCAGCUCUGCACUCGCGGCUCUCGGGGCUCCCGCCUCCGCCCCUCGCUCUGACUCCAUCCCGCUCCCGCCCACAGCCCGCCUGGCACCCUCACGACUCAGCGUCCUCCUCCCUCCUUCCCAUUCCCCUCUGCCGCCCCUCAUCCGUCCCCGCCGGGCUCCUUCUCUUCAAAACUCCAGGGCGCUCUGCGCUUCUCCGUCUCCAGGCUGCGGACCCCUCGGGCUCCGUCCCGGUCUCCUCUCCAGGCUCCCCCAGCGCCGCCACAGCGAGAAGCCCUGACUCCGACACGCGCGCACACGCGGACACGCGCGUCCCCCGCGGGAGCCCGGCCAGUCGCCGCAGCCGCACUCGCGACCCGCUCCAGCCUGCACCGCCCAUGGCCUCUCCGGGCUCCGGCUUCUGGUCCUUCGGGUCCGAGGAUGGCUCUGGGGACCCCGAGAACCCCGGCACAGCGAGAGCCUGGUGCCAGGUGGCCCAGAAGUUCACGGCCGGUGCGCGGUGUCCCCGUCCAGCCCUGCUCUACGGAGACGCGGACAAGCCGGCCGACGGCGGCGACAGCGCUGCCCCGCGGGGCUCGGCCCGGAAGGUCGCCUGCACCUGCGACCAGAAGCCCUGCCGCUGCCGCCAGACGAAGGUCGACUACGCCUUUCUGCACGCAACAGAUCUGCUGCCAGCGUGUGACGGAGAACGGCCCACUUUGGCAUUUUUGCAGGAUGUUAUGGACAUUUUGCUUCAGUAUGUGGUGAAGAGUUUCGAUAGAUCAACCAAAGUCAUUGAUUUUCAUUAUCCUAAUGAGCUUCUUCAAGAGUAUAAUUGGGAACUGGCAGAUCAACCACAAAAUUUGGAGGAAAUUUUGAUGCAUUGCCAAACAACUCUAAAAUAUGCAAUUAAAACAGGGCAUCCUCGGUAUUUCAAUCAACUUUCCACUGGACUGGAUAUGGUUGGAUUGGCCGCAGACUGGCUGACAUCAACAGCAAACACUAACAUGUUCACCUAUGAGAUAGCUCCAGUGUUCGUGCUUUUGGAAUAUGUCACACUGAAGAAAAUGAGAGAAAUCGUUGGCUGGCCUGGAGGCUCUGGUGAUGGGAUAUUUUCUCCUGGUGGCGCCAUAUCCAACAUGUACGCCAUGCUGAUCGCGCGCUACAAGAUGUUCCCAGAGGUCAAGGAGAAAGGCAUGACUGCUGUCCCCAGGCUCAUCGCCUUCACAUCGGAGCACAGUCAUUUUUCUCUCAAAAAGGGAGCUGCCGCCUUGGGGAUUGGAACAGACAGCGUGAUUCUGAUUAAAUGUGAUGAGAGAGGAAAAAUGAUCCCAUCUGAUCUCGAAAGAAGAAUCCUUGAAGUCAAACAGAAAGGGUUUGUUCCUUUCCUUGUGAGUGCCACAGCUGGAACCACUGUGUAUGGAGCAUUUGAUCCUCUGUUAGCUGUGGCUGACAUUUGCAAAAAGUACAAGAUCUGGAUGCACGUGGAUGCAGCUUGGGGUGGGGGAUUACUGAUGUCCCGGAAGCACAAGUGGAAGCUGAGCGGUGUGGAGAGGGCCAACUCUGUGACAUGGAAUCCACACAAGAUGAUGGGUGUCCCCUUGCAGUGCUCAGCUCUUCUGGUUAGAGAAGAGGGACUGAUGCAAAGCUGCAACCAGAUGCAUGCCUCCUACCUUUUCCAGCAAGACAAGCACUAUGACCUGUCCUAUGACACUGGAGACAAAGCCCUGCAGUGUGGACGCCACGUGGAUGUUUUUAAAUUAUGGCUCAUGUGGAGGGCAAAGGGGACUACAGGCUUCGAAGCGCAUAUUGAUAAGUGUCUGGAGCUGGCAGAGUAUUUGUACAAUAUCAUAAAAAAUCGAGAAGGAUACCAAAUGGUGUUUGAUGGGAAGCCUCAGCACACAAAUGUCUGCUUCUGGUACGUGCCUCCCAGUUUGCGUACUCUGGAAGACAACGAGGAGAGAAUGAGUCGCCUCUCAAAGGUCGCUCCAGUGAUUAAAGCCCGAAUGAUGGAGUAUGGGACCACAAUGGUCAGCUACCAACCUUUGGGAGACAAGGUCAAUUUCUUCCGCAUGGUCAUCUCAAACCCCGCAGCAACUCACCAAGACAUUGACUUCCUGAUUGAAGAAAUAGAGCGCCUUGGACAAGAUUUAUAAUAACCUAGCUCACCAGGCUGUUUCAGUUCUCUAGGUAGACAAUUAAGUUGUCACGAACUGUGUAAAUGUAUUUGUAGUUUGUUCCAAAGUAAAUCUAUUUCUACAUUGUGGUGUCAUAGUAGAGUACUGUUUAAAAAUUUAAAGGAAAAACCACCGCUCCUUUAAAAAUCCUUUCUUAAGUUUAGAAUACCUCUGUAUUAAUUAGUGACAACCGGCUGUGUUCUAAUCAAUAAGGAAAAGCUUAAAGUUGUUAUAAAUACUUCCCUUGCUUUUAAUAUAGUGUGCAAAAUCAAACUUUAUUUUCUCUUCAGAGUAGUAAGACUGAAUAGUGCCAAAUUGCCCCUGAAUCGUAAAAGGUUCUUUGGGGUACAGUGAAAAGGAUAAAGUAAAUAUAAAAUGUAUGUUGACAAUAAAACUCUUGCCUUUUUCAUAGUAUUAGAAAAAAUUUCUAAUUUACCUAUAGUAACACUUCAAAUGUAUUUAAAUACAUAUAAUUUUACAAAAGGAAAAAAUAUAUAUAUAUAAAAAAGAAAUCCUAUUUUGUAACAUAUAGAUUUUUAUUUUAUAUGGGUUAUACAAACUGCAGGGGCAGAUAGAAAACCUAAGCCAGACUUUUUUCUCUUUCUUUUAAUGGAGGCACAAUAAAACACUUAGCAAGGUUAUUUUAACACAUAGGCCCACAAAGUUCUUAAAAGGUAUAAUUCCUUCUUUCAAUAUGCAUGAUGGUUUAAUCAUAUCUCGAAAGUUACCGUAUCAAAAUAAACACAAAAUAAUACUGCAGAUUGGUAAAAAAUAAUUGAUCAGAUCAACAAUUAAGAUUCUCUUUCCAUUUAAAAAUUUCCAGCUAGUUUUCCUUAGCAGGCCCACUCUGGGAGCAUGGAAAGCCAGGCUUCACCUUAGAUAAGAUUAGAGAAAGUGCUCUAUUCUGCUAUCCAGUUUGACCUGUUUGGAACACAAGUUGAUGCUGAUUUUUAAAGCAUCUUCCCAAACAGUAUUCUUUUAUUAGGUCAUUUGAAUUAAUUAGAGAAAAUAAAGAUAAAACCUAGUCAGCCUGAACAAAGAAGAAUGAAGCACAUUCCCAGAAUGUGAUGAGCCCAGGAUGUUAAACUCGGCUUUGUGAGAUGAGAUCUCCGCAUGACAACAAUAACAUCACCCUAGGUGCCAUAUUGCUACUGUCCAGAAAGGAGUCAUUUACUUCCUGGAUGAUUGCUUAUCCCCUCUUCCUCCCCAGUUCUUCACGCAGAAGUCUCUCCUGCCAGACUCUCUAUCUGGGAUGCCGAAUAAUUAAUGAAUACACUAGUACUUAGCUUCCUUUCAUGAAGUGAGCUCCUCACUCCAGACUUUUGAGGUAGCCUACGACCUUCUUUAAUCUAUCUCCCACCAAGACUCAAAGCGACCAGAAUAUGCAGCAAAGUUUAGAAUUCAAAAUACUAUUUUAAAAUCAUCUUUCUUUCCCUGCAAACCUGAUGGAGAGGCGGGAACUAAGAGAAGUUAUUGUAGAUUUUUAUGGGGCCACAGACAGUCAGGCUCCAAAUGCGGAUGAGACAGCUGCAGUGUUUUACACGCAGACUGCAGAGGCAUGUCCAGAAACAUUCUACCUUUUUUAUGUGGCUAGCACAGUUCAGUAGUCAGAAAACCUGCAGUACAGAACAAGGAAGUCCUUGUCCUUUAGCAGAUAAAAAUACCCCAUAAUAUAAUCACAGGAUGGAACCGUCUGAAAUCAUGAGUUGACCGCUCCCUUCUUUCUCCCAGGUUAUCUACAAAAACCGCUAAUGAUUGAUAUGAAAAUGGCUUUGGGCUGUCUUUCUCUAGGAAGUAAAUGGGUUCCCUUUGGCAAUUAGAAAAAGAAUGUGUACUGCAGAAUUUCAUGAAGGAACAACCUCCCAUUUUAGGCUUUCCCUAACAGAGAAGUACCCCUUUCCUUCCUAGAGAUGGCUGCGGAAAAUAAAGCACAUACUUGCCCAUCCAUCUCGAGCCUCCGACUCCCAGGUUUCGUUUCAGAGGCAGAGACAUUACUUUACCAAACACACUGUUUCACUUGGAGAAGAUAGGCAGCCGUGCCUUGAUGGACUAGUUCUUUUCUGCUCCAGGCCCUUGAGGAACCAACCUUCUAACAGAAGCCACUUCUUAGCUUGGUGCAAUGACAGAAUUUAAAAGGAGAAGCUGUGCCUGACUUUGAAAGCUAGCAGAGUAAUUUUUACUAUUAGAUUUCCUCUCCUAAUUUCAGCCCCCUCCAGGUUAUUACACAGUUUGCUGAGAACCUAGGAAAAUCCUCACCAACCAUAGCCCUGAAAAAGAGGCAAACAAAAGCCUAGCAGGUCUCAGUAGUUUAAUAAAUACUCUGUGAGGCAGAUCUAUAAUCCACUCCAGAGAGGGAGGGAGGAAGAAAAGAAAAAGGAACCAAAGAAAGAAAGAAGGAAAAGAGAGAGGGAGAUGGUUUUGAACAUUAGCCCAAAUUCCUACUGCCAAAGGUCUUUAUGUGAGACUGUAUUUUACAAAUUUUAGAAAUGUUUGGUUUUAGCUUUAAUCAGAAUUAACAUGGCCAUUUUCAUUUAUAUAGCAAUAUUGUGUUUAUUAUUUAUAAUACUUGAACAAAGUACAAGUAUGUCUUUAUCUGAGAAUUAUAAAGGAUAUAUACUCCAUGUACUGUUAGAGGAUGUGAGGAAAGCUACGGAAACCAAUUAUAUGUGUGACUGUUUUGCCUUUAUUAUAUUGAUAGUACUGUCUUGUCACCUCCAAUUGAGGUUGUGCACUUUAUAUCUGAACUGUACAGUGUUGCAAUAACAUGUGUUGCUGUAACUGCUUAUACAAUAUAGUACUGGUUUGUCUUCUCUGUGGUAGCUGUAUCGAACUUGGAUAUUAUGAGAACUCCAUUUGCACCUCUCUCUCUCUCUCUUUCUCUUCCCUCCAACAUGAUGUGAUGUCCUCCACAUCAGCUCUAAUACAGAACAUGCUCUCAACUAAGCUCCCUCCUGAGCAAUGACCUUUAAGAAUUGUGUGACUUCACAAAAUGCAAGGUGACCACUACUUUGUCUCUAAGAACAGUAGAAACCAGGCAUGGAGUGUCACAAACUGCCAGCAUUGCAGGUGUUGGCUCUGCUGGGCCUUGGAGUAGAUGCCGCUCCUUAGAAUAUGGAAAAAUGAAAGCACAGGUGUAAAUAUAGUAGCAGGACAUGUAUCAAGGAACCUCGAACUGGGUGUCAUCUUGCAUGUGCUCUUCUGUUUUCAAGUGCUAAAUGCAAACACCAUGUAAUUAUUAGUUUUGUGUGCCAAAUACUGUUCCCCACUGGUGUUUCCAAGCAACGUCAACAUUCUCCCAGCAUCACUCCAUCGCUAAAGACAGAAAAUAAAUUAAAGAGAAAAUAUACAACUAUUUGUCAACCUGUUCUUCUUACCAAAUAUAAACUUGUGUAUGAGCAAAGUAUUUUACCUGUGUUGUCUCUCUAAACCCAAAUAAAUGUGUACAUGUGGACAUA
Chinchilla lanigera (long-tailed chinchilla) is the source of this 6103-nucleotide messenger RNA. It is a transcript of the gene Gad2, whose product is annotated as glutamate decarboxylase 2 (pancreatic islets and brain, 65kDa). Gene Ontology annotation, molecular function: pyridoxal phosphate binding; glutamate decarboxylase activity. The coding region runs from base 870 to 2627 and encodes 585 amino acids. The transcript has 16 exons. The record is from RefSeq and is a predicted model, not a curated record. NCBI's taxonomy places the organism in Eukaryota, Metazoa, Chordata, Mammalia, Rodentia, Chinchillidae. Gene Ontology annotation, biological process: GABA shunt. Gene Ontology annotation, cellular component: cytoplasm.